Aspergillus calidoustus is the source of this 651-nucleotide messenger RNA. The record is from the annotation of a GenBank genome assembly. NCBI's taxonomy places the organism in Eukaryota, Fungi, Ascomycota, Eurotiomycetes, Eurotiales, Aspergillaceae.
AUGGCAACGACAUCAUUCCGAGAUUCGGUCAACUCGCUAGGUUGGGCUCGACGAGAGGGAGAGACCACAGCCAACACCAAUUCGUCCACUCCUUUCCUAUCUAGGUUACAGUCUUUGAACCCGUUCGGGCAAGGAGAUGGUUAUCUACAGCUGCCCACACACGAAGGCCCAGGAGCUCCUCUACCAGCUCCAACUCGAAGAGAGGAGGAGGAUAGCUUUCUUGCCCUAAGCCGGUGGGACCGGAUGCUCAUAUUCUUCGCAUGCAAUCUUGGCGCUGCUGUCUGCUUCGUCAUUUGCUUUUUCCUGUUCCCAGUGCUCUCGCUCAAGCCCCGCAAAUUCGCCAUUCUGUGGUCUGUCGGAUCUCUACUCUUCCUACUAUCAUGGGCGGUUCUCAUGGGACCAGCGAUCUACGCUAAGCACCUGGUCUCGGGACCCCGCUUGCCCUUUACAGCCGCAUAUUUCGGGUCCAUCGCCUUAACCCUGUAUUUUGCUAUCGGACUCCACAGCACCUUCCUCACCCUCAUCUCCUCCAUCUUCCAGCUCGCCGCCCUCCUCUGGUACGUCGUGAGCUACUUCCCGAUGGGCAGCUCGGGGUUGCAGUUCAUGGGUCGCUUCGGGGCACAGCGCGUUACUGCUUGGAUGACUGGGUAG